AUGGAGGGAGUCGAUCUUACAAAGGCGAUGCUCAACAAGGGCAAACAAAUGGCGAACGUCGCGGCAACAGCUGCCAAUGGCAAUGGUGGCAAGAAAAGGAGAAAGGGUACCGACUUGAAGCCGAUUCUCACAAAUGAAGGAACUCCAACGGAAUCAACUGGUGCUGCUCCCCAACUAUCGACGUCGCGAUCCUCAUCCUCAUCAUCCGGCGAAGAACUUGAAGCCACUGCGGAAGAAGAGGACUCUGAAGAUUACUGCAAGGGUGGAUAUCAUCCGGUCGCGGUCGGCGAAAAAUACAACAACGAUCGCUAUGUCAUCGUGCGCAAGCUGGGUUGGGGUCACUUCUCGACAGUCUGGUUAUCGCGCGAUACCACGACCGGUAAACACGUUGCGCUGAAGGUGGUCCGAUCGGCCGCCCACUAUACGGAAACUGCAAUCGACGAAAUCAAACUGCUCAGCAAAAUCGUCCAAGCCAAACCCUCCCACCCGGGUCGAAAGCACGUCGUCAGUUUAUUGGAUUCAUUCGAGCAUAAGGGACCCAAUGGUGUCCAUGUCUGCAUGGUGUUUGAAGUCCUGGGUGAGAACCUUCUGGGUCUGAUCAAGCGCUGGAACCACCGGGGUAUUCCCAUGCCGCUAGUCAAGCAAAUUACAAAGCAAGUAUUGCUAGGCUUGGAUUAUCUGCAUCGCGAGUGCGGGAUUAUCCACACCGAUCUGAAGCCCGAGAAUGUGUUGAUCGAGAUCGGUGACGUGGAGCAGAUUGUCAAGGCGCAUGUGCAGGAAGAGGCCAAGAAAGAGGCUAAAGAGGAUAACCGGAAUGGGAGAAGACGUCGGCGCACGUUGAUCACAGGCAGCCAGCCACUCCCCAGUCCGCUCAAUGCCACCUUCAGCUUCGACAGCAAACACACUUCUCCUAACUCACACAGUAGUCUCAACCAGAUGGUCAAUGAAUCUUCAGCAAGUACUGAAGCUCCCUCUAUGAAAGAUUUGCUCGGCGUGAAAGAGGAAGAUGAGAAGCAGAAUCAACGAGAGAGGACAGCCGAUCUUCUCGAGCGAGAGGUAUCUGGAAUUUCUCUCGACAAAGGCUCUACCAAGUCUGUCGAAGAAGAAAUCGACGCCAACAUCAUCUCCGUCAAGAUUGCGGAUUUGGGCAAUGCCUGCUGGGUUGGCCACCACUUCACAAACGAUAUCCAAACGCGUCAAUACCGCUCACCAGAAGUCAUUCUGGGGUCAAAGUGGGGAGCCAGCACGGACGUAUGGAGCAUGGCCUGCAUGGUCUUCGAGCUCAUCACAGGCGACUACCUCUUCGACCCGCAAUCAGGAACAAAGUACGGCAAAGACGACGAUCAUAUCGCCCAGAUAAUCGAGCUCCUAGGACCAUUCCCCAAAACCGUCAGUUUGAACGGCAAAUGGUCGAAUGAGAUCUUCAACCGCAAAGGCGAGCUCCGCAACAUCCACCGCCUACGCCACUGGGCUCUCCCAGACGUUCUACGAGAAAAAUACCACUAUUCAAUGGAAGAAGCGUUGCGCAUCGCCGAACUUCUCCUCCCGAUGCUAGACCUGUCACCCGAGAAACGCGCGAACGCAGGCGGCAUGGCCGCGCACGAGUGGAUGAAGGAUACACCUGGAAUGGAGGGUAUUGAUCUGGGGAUUAAGCCUGGCACGCGCGGCGAGGGCAUCGAGGGCUGGUCGACUGAGGUCAAGAAGCGAUGA
Molecule: messenger RNA, 1710 nt
Organism: Penicillium soppii
Lineage: Eukaryota; Fungi; Ascomycota; Eurotiomycetes; Eurotiales; Aspergillaceae
Product: serine/threonine-protein kinase
Exons: 5
Coding region: 1-1710 (569 amino acids)
Biological process (GO): protein phosphorylation; spliceosomal complex assembly; regulation of mRNA processing
Molecular function (GO): protein kinase activity; ATP binding
Source: RefSeq, a predicted model, not a curated record